AUGGAAUUGCAGGUCCAUUUUGGUGUUAAUGCUGCCGGAGCAACAGUCCAGAUCUUCAUGUUCUCUGUCCUUGCAUGCAAGGUUAAACAGAAUGCCCCAUACUGCCACACCUUCUUGGAGAUCAUUUACCGCCGUUAUGGGGCUGCCACCCAUCUUGUUUUUGUGUUUUUCGCAUUAUUAACCAAUAUCCUCGUGGCAAGCCAGCUACUUCUAGGUGGAAGCGCUGUCGUCACGGCACUUACUGGCAUGAACGUUUAUGCGGCUGUCUUCCUCAUUCCAGUAGGAGUCUCCAUCUACGUUGUACUCGGAGGUUUGAGAGCGACUUUUCUGUGUGACUAUUCUCACACUGUAAUCAUGCUGAUCGUCAUUCUUUACUUCAUGUUCUCCGUCUACUCGACAAAUGAUCUCGUAGGAUCCCCAUCCGCCAUGUUCGAGCUUUUACAAACUGCAGCGGUGAAACGACCGGUGGACGGUAACCUGGAUGGCUCAUACCUGACAAUGAAGUCCAACUACGGUCUUAUUUUCGGUGUGAUUCAGCUGUGUUCGGGGCUGGGUACUGUCUUCCUUGACCAGGGCUACUGGCAGAGGGCGAUCGCCAGCCGCCCAACAACCGCUGUGCGGGCCUACAUCAUGGGAGGUCUGGCUUGGUUCGCAAUUCCAUUUGGAUUCGCCACAACCCUUGGUCUCGCUGCGGUAGCCCUCACAGAUAACCCUCGGUACCCUACGUACCCAAAUCCCAUGACGUCGUCGCAGGUCUCAGCGGGGCUCGCUGCACCAUUUGCCGCAGCGACCUUGUUAGGCAAGAACGGUGCUGUGGCAUUGCUUCUGACUCUUUUUAUGGCUGUUACAUCGUCCUCAUCCUCUGAGCUCAUCGCAGUUUCUUCGAUUCUCACAUUCGACGUCUACAAGACGUACAUUAAACCCUCUGCAACACCUGAACAGCUGAUCUUUGUAUCUCAUGUGAUGAUCUGUGUCUUUGGCGUGGUGAUGGCUGUGUUCGCAUGUAUCUGGAAUGCCGUCGGCAUCGAUCUCGGAUGGCUCUUCCUCACGAUGGGGCUCCUUAUUGGCGGUGCGGUGUUCCCAGCAGCCUUCUCCAUCACCUGGAAAGGCCAAACCCGGCUCGGAGCACUUUGUGGGGCUCUAGGCGGCCUUGUUGCAGGCGUCACAGCCUGGCUCGUCGAAGCUAAAGUAUACUAUGGUGAAGUGAAUAUCACAACCACCGGCGGGUCGUAUCCGACUUUGGCAGGAAACAUGGCCGCCGUUUUGACCGGCCUGAUCCUCUCAGUUAUCAUCUCCUAUAUCAAGCCGGACAAUACUUUUGAGUGGGAUGUCACUCGCGCAAUCAAUGCGCCUGAGACCGGGCAGUCUGUUCUCGUCGUGCAGACAGACGGCAAAAACGACGGCCAAAACCCCGACUUGGCGACCUCCCAGGCCGGGGAAAAGGAGGUGCUCCAGGACGCAGCCGUUAUUGAGGACCCGAAGAAGCUGAAGAACGCCUUCGUUGUCGCCGUCGUGACAUCUCUCGUACUUUCCUUCAUCAUGGACUUCUUGAUCCCCAUCCCAAUGUUCCUGUCGCACUACAUUUUCUCGAGAUCAUUUUUCACCGCUUGGGUCAUCAUUUCGUUCAUUUGGGUGUUUGGUGCAAUGACGCUCUGUGGCAUCCUUCCUAUUCUCGAAACAAGGAGAUUCUUCAAGCAUGUGUUUCUCCAGAUGUUGGGCUUGGGUCAGAAAUCGCGGGCGCAGUAG
Molecule: messenger RNA, 1746 nt
Organism: Penicillium canescens
Lineage: Eukaryota; Fungi; Ascomycota; Eurotiomycetes; Eurotiales; Aspergillaceae
Product: sodium:solute symporter family protein
Exons: 4
Coding region: 1-1746 (581 amino acids)
Biological process (GO): urea transmembrane transport
Cellular component (GO): plasma membrane
Molecular function (GO): urea transmembrane transporter activity
Source: RefSeq, a predicted model, not a curated record